GGGGGUAGGAGAGGAGGAAGCUGUAGCUGUAGCUGUAGCUGGAGAAGGAGCAGGAGCAGGAGCAGGGGCAGGACUAGAAAGCAGAGCCAAAGAUGUGCGCGCACAAUACAAAAAAUUACAAAGCAUACUUUUGGGAGCGGCAAAUGGCCGAAAUCAACAGCGACAGCGACAGCGCAGCAGCAGAGCCCAACAGCAGCGACUGCGGCAGAGGCAGCAUCAACAAAAACAAAACCAAAAACAAAGCCAAAGCAACAACAGCAAUGUCACCGUUACAACUGAAGCCGAUGCUGAGCGGGCACAAAUAAGCAAUAGGUCAGAGCGAGAGGGCAGCUCACACUCAACAGAAAAGGAGUGGAGCGGAGAAGGGGACACUAAAACCGAGAGAGCAUCCCCAAGGCCAAAGGAAAAAUGGCCAACGCCUUGCGUGGGUGCAGCCAAAAGGAUAAGCAGCGGAUGAAAGCAAACUAAACGACCAGAGCGACACACACAGAACCCGAGAGGGAGAUAGCUAGACACAAAUUAAAUUAGCCAGAAAGGGAGGCACUCAGAGAGAGAGACAGAACGAGAGAGAUAAAGAGAGAUAAUCGUAAUCCCCCACAGCUGCAAAACAGAUAAAAUCACGCAUACGCCAUGGAGCCAGUUAUGAGUCUGGCACUGGCCGCCCACGGUCCGCCUAGCAUACUGGAGCCGCUGUUUAAAACCGCAACCACGAGCACAACGACCACCACCACGACGACUACCAGCACCACCACCACCACCAGCAGUCCGGCGGGACUCACGCCCACCGGCACCACCCUGCUGACGGCCCUGCUGGAGAAUCUGACGACAACAGCGGCCAGCGGGAUGUACGAUCCUUACUCCGGGAUGUACGGCAACCAGACGAACGGCACCAUGGGCUUCGAGACGAAGGGACCUCGCUACUCGCUGGCUUCUAUGGUGGUCAUGGGCUUCGUGGCGGCGAUUCUGAGCACGGUGACGGUGGCGGGCAAUGUCAUGGUGAUGAUCUCUUUCAAAAUCGACAAGCAGCUGCAGACGAUUAGUAAUUACUUCCUGUUUUCGCUGGCCAUUGCGGACUUUGCCAUUGGAGCCAUAUCGAUGCCCCUGUUCGCGGUGACCACUAUCCUGGGCUACUGGCCCCUGGGUCCGAUUGUCUGCGACACGUGGCUGGCCCUCGACUACCUGGCCUCGAACGCCUCCGUGCUGAACCUGCUGAUCAUCAGCUUCGAUCGCUACUUCAGCGUCACGCGUCCCCUGACAUAUCGCGCAAAACGCACCACCAACCGGGCGGCGGUGAUGAUCGGGGCCGCCUGGGGCAUCAGCCUGCUGUUGUGGCCGCCCUGGAUCUACAGCUGGCCGUACAUCGAGGGCAAGCGGACUGUGCCCAAGGACGAGUGCUACAUUCAGUUCAUCGAGACCAAUCAGUACAUUACCUUUGGCACGGCGCUGGCCGCCUUCUACUUUCCGGUGACCAUUAUGUGCUUCCUAUACUGGCGCAUCUGGCGGGAGACGAAGAAGCGUCAGAAGGAUCUGCCCAAUCUGCAGGCGGGCAAGAAGGACUCUAGCAAGCGAUCUAAUAGCAGUGACGAAAACACAGUAGUCAACCACACGGGUGGUGGGUUACUGGCCUUUGCCCAAAUGGGCGGCAACGAUCACGACACCUGGCGGCGGCCGCGCUCCGAGAGCUCGGCGGAUGCGGAGAGUGUCUACAUGACGAAUAUGGUCAUGGAUUCGGGCUACCACGGGAUGCAUUCGCGAAAGUCAAGCAUCAAAAGCACAAAUACAAUCAAAAAAUCGUACACAUGCUUUGGCAGCAUCAAGGAGUGGUGCAUCGCGUGGUGGCACUCCGGACGCGAGGACUCCGACGACUUUGCCUACGAACAGGAGGAGCCGUCUGAUUUAGGGUAUGCAACACCAGUAACAAUUGAAACUCCUUUACAAAGCUCCGUCUCCAGAUGCACCUCGAUGAACGUAAUGCGGGACAACUACUCGAUGGGCGGCAGUGUCAGCGGUGUGCGGCCGCCCAGCAUUCUGCUGUCGGAUGUCUCCCCCACCCCGAUGCCACGCCCCACGCUCGCCUCCAUUUCGCAGCUGCAGGAAAUGAAUGCGGCCACGGCGAAUGCGAGUGUGAGCGUGAAUGCGAUUCCCAGUGUGACCGCCAACAGCAACCACAACGCCAGCAACGGCAUCAGCAUCAACAUCAACAACAACAACAACAGCACCAAUGCCAAUGGAGCGACGGCGAACGGAAGUGGCGCGGCCGGAAACGGAAAUGGAGGCGGAAUCGGACAUGGACACGGACACGGCCACGGGAAUGCGGCGCAUCGUGACUCACGCACCCUGCCCGUUAUCAAUCGGAUUAAUUCGCGGUCGGUGAGCCAGGACUCAGUGUACACGAUACUCAUCCGCCUGCCCUCCGACGGCGGCUCCAGUGCCGCGGCGGCCAACGGCACGAAUGCAGGAGGCGGCUCGAAUGUGGGGGGCAGCUCCUCGGCAGCCGGCACAACCCUGAGCCUGCAAGGCGACUGUGCACCCUCCAUCAAGAUGAUACACGAGGAUGCGCCGCCGUGCUCGAGCACCACCAAUACUAGCACAAACCCCAAUAGCGGCAGCACCGCCCCGCCGCCCACCCGGCGACCUCUGCCGUCGCGCGACUCUGAGUUCAGCCUGCCACUUGGCCGGAGGAUGUCCCAUGCCCAGCACGACGCAAGGCUGCUCAACGCCAAGGUCAUACCCAAGCAGCUGGGCAAGGCUGGCGGCGGCCCGGGAGGCGGGGCAGUGGGAGCUCAUGCCCUGCUGAAUGCCCGCAAUGCGGCCAAGAAGAAGAAAAAGUCGCAGGAGAAGCGACAGGAGUCGAAGGCGGCCAAGACGCUGUCGGCCAUCCUGCUGAGCUUCAUCAUCACCUGGACGCCGUACAACAUCCUGGUGCUGAUCAAGCCGCUGACCACCUGCUCAGACUGCAUACCCACGGAGCUGUGGGACUUCUUCUACGCGCUGUGCUACAUCAACUCGACGAUCAACCCGAUGUGCUAUGCCCUGUGCAACGCCUCCUUCCGGAGGACCUACAUCCGCAUCCUCACCUGCAAGUGGCACACCAGGAACCGCGAGGGCAUGGUGCGCGGCGUUUACAAUUAGAUUUAGAUAGAGUAUCCCGGCAACAUAAACAUAUUUAUAGUCCUUGAAGUCCACCCCCUUUCCUCGCCCAGUUAACUAAUAAUAGUUGCAAAAUUGUGUUGUGUGCUAAACGGAGAUGGGGGAGCACCGAAAGUUAGGUUUAGGGAUUAACCAUUUGGAAAGCAGUACUGAUUUUUUGAUGUCUAGCCCCCGACUAUUUAUACACAGAGAAUAGAAAAUGCAUUAACAUUCCGAGUUCCGGGCUGCCAGUGAUUUCUUCCAGGACAUCCCCGAAUGUCUCUAGUAUUUGUUUCCUGAAAAGAAAUUCCAACUUGAUGAUCUCAUUUAUAUAACCUUAGACUUGUGUUCUUUCGGCAGCCCCUCCUCCAUCACUUGAACUAUGUUGAUCAGGAUCAGGAUCCUUCUCCCAAGAAAAAUAACGAAAGAUUCCAUUUUUGUUAGGCGUUUAUGUACUGUUAGGUAGGCACAUGCUCCAUGCAAGAAGAAUUUAAUACAAAUAUAGUGGAUUACGAUUUGGAAUUCAUAUAUACAUGCAUAUAUAUAAAUAUAUAUAUUUACUAUAUUAUUAUACACACGGCAAAUGAGUUUAGCUUAAGUUGUUGGCAUGGCAGGCAGGCAGGAAGGCAGGGGCUAUAGAGAGUCGGGCUAAAACCAAAAAAGCUUUAAUACAAGUUCAAAGUAGGAAGGAUUAAGUUCCGCAGGCAACGAAUCGCAACGCGGAUCGCUAACAAUUUUUGAGGUUGCAUCCUGGGCCAACCAAUGGGAAUCGCUCUGUUCUCGUUCCGAUUUUCGUUGUGUCGGUUAUGGGUGGGGGUCGAUAUAUAUGAAAUAUUGUAUAUCCCAUAUAUAUAUUAAUUUGUAGCGGGGGGAAAUUGUGAUUGUACUGCUCGUUUUUGAUAGUUUGAAUCAGUUUUUUGUACAUGUGCGUAGAAACCAAAAACCAGUAACAAUUGUAAAAGGCCAAACAAAAAGGAUGAGGGCCAGCAUCGGGCUAGAAAUUUGUAGUAACAUACCUGCUAAUAUAUCGGAUAUGUGUAUGUAUAAAAUUACGAUUAUUUGUAUGUAUUAAGAACGUAACCCACCAUGGUUCAACAACUAAGAACAAACCUUUUGUAACUGACGACGAUUAACUAAUUAAAGCCGACAUCAGCGGAUAAUA
Molecule: messenger RNA, 4291 nt
Organism: Drosophila bipectinata
Lineage: Eukaryota; Metazoa; Arthropoda; Insecta; Diptera; Drosophilidae
Gene: mAChR-A
Product: muscarinic Acetylcholine Receptor, A-type
Biological process (GO): G protein-coupled receptor signaling pathway, coupled to cyclic nucleotide second messenger; adenylate cyclase-inhibiting G protein-coupled acetylcholine receptor signaling pathway; chemical synaptic transmission
Cellular component (GO): synapse; dendrite; plasma membrane
Molecular function (GO): G protein-coupled acetylcholine receptor activity; G protein-coupled serotonin receptor activity
Source: RefSeq, a predicted model, not a curated record